UCAGGGCACGCGGAGCCAUCGUAGGAAACGAACAUCCUGCCACUGAGAGCGGAAGGAAGAAAUACCGUAGUGUAACGUAGAACCGAGGGGGGGGCAAUUUCCUACGCUGGAGAGGUCCUUUUUUCCUCACGGGCAUGACCAAGUGUUUUAAGUAGUGCCUGUCACCAUCUCCCUUUUCACACAAAGGCCAGCCAAUGAACCAGGACAGUGACCUCGAGAAAAGCGAGUUGGUUGAACUAUUUACAGGACAGGAUACCGGAGUCGAUGUUUUCAAUCGGGCAAUUACCAAAGACAGCCUUCUAGUAGCGCCAUUUUGAAAGGCUAUUGGGCUUGGAAGAUUGGUUCUCGGUUGUAAGUGGAGCGUCAGCUUCUGGUUGGCUGAAGAUUGAACCAAUGGGAGCUCUGCGAAGGCUGGGAAAGAACACAGGCGGAAACUGUAUUAGUUGCUAGUCAUGGCUCUGCCUCCAGAGAAAGCCUCGGAGUUGAAACAGAUCAUUCACCAGCAACUGACCAAGAUGGAUGUGCACAGCAGGAUUCGAGAAGUGCUUGCUGAGACCAUACGUGAAGAAUUGGCACCUCAAUAUCAGCAGCUAUCCCAGGAAGAUCUGAUGAAAGCCCUAAUACGGCGAGGAAUCAUUGAUGAUGUUAUGAAAGAACUCAGCUUUGUAACAGAUAUGAAUGACAAAGAAAUGACUUCAACUCCUAAGCCCUCUACUCAUUUUGUUGAUCGACAGUCAGCAGUACUGAGAAAAACAAAUAUUGACCCAACACGAAGGUAUCUUUAUCUUCAGGUUUUGGGUGGAAAAGCUUUUCUGGAGCAUCUUCAGGAACCUGAACCUUUGCCUGGUCAAAUUUGUUCUACUUUUACUCUCUACUUACAUUUUCGAAACCAACGGUUCCGCUCUAAACCUGUCCCAUGUGCCUGUGAACCAGAUUUCAGUGAUGGUUUUCUACUUGAAGUAUAUAAGGAAAGCUUAGGUGAAGCAAGUAAAAUGGUGGAUGCAACAACUAUGCUAUCAAUUUGUGAUCCAGUGCAUAUUGUCUUGAUCAAAACAGACAUGUCUGGUGAGACCACACUAGUUGCAUCCUAUUUCUUAGAGUGGCGGUCUGUCCUUAGUGCAGAGAACAGAAUAACAAAUAUAGCUGUUGAACUUCUGGGUGUAGGUACAGAAUCAAAGGUUUCUGUUGGAGUACUUAACAUGAAGCUUGAAAUGUACCCAACUCUAAAUAAGACACUCUCUCAGGAAAUAGUUAAUACUCAAUUUACUUUGGAACGCCAGAAAACAGCUGAAAAAGAACGUCUGUUUCUUGUGUAUGCUAAGCAGUGGUGGAGGGAAUAUCUGCAGAUUAGGACUUUGCACAACACAAGACUGGUGAAAAUUUUUGCACAGGAUGAAAAUGGAAUAAAUAGACCAGUAUGUUCGUACGUCAAGCCACUUCGAGCAGGUCGACUUCUAGACACACCCAGGCAAGCUGCCAGGUUUGUCAGCGUGCUUGGUUAUGAAAGAGCCCCUAUCAUUGGCGGAGGAAAUAGUAAGCAAGAACAGUGGUGUACUCUUCUGGCUUUUCUGUGUAGAAAUAAGGGAGACUGUGAAGAUCAUGCUAACCUUUUGUGCAGUCUUCUGUUGGGAUUUGGGCUGGAAGCUUUUGUCUGUGUAGGAACAAAGGCUAAAGGAGUCCCUCACACAUGGGUAAUGACUUAUGGAAUUGAUGGAAUAAUCGUUUUUUGGGAGAGUUUAACAGGGCAUAGAUAUAUCCACAAUCCUAUUAAACCUGAGGACCCUCCAAUAGUUGAACAACCCAAGCUCCUGUAUCCUUACCGAACAAUAGGAUGUGUCUUCAAUCAUCAGAAGUUUUUGGCAAACUGCCAGCCUACUGAUGCUGUAGAAGUCUGUGCCUUUGACCUACAUGAUGAAUCCAAAUGGAAACCAAUGAGUGGAGAAGCAAUCAAAUCUGUGUGUUCUCCAGGGGCCACAACUGCACUUCCGCCUUUUCCUCCUCUCUGUGCUUCCACCAUAGAUGCUGCAGCAGCAAGCAACGAACUAGAGUUACAACUGAGAGUGUUAGCGGUGGAACACAGGAAGGACCUUGGUCUUACAACAGUUUGGGAUGACCAACUAUCUUAUCUCUUGUCACCAGCCUUGGCAGCCUAUGAAUGUGAACGUACCACAGGUCUUUCUUCAGGAAAUGAGGAAUUUCAAGAUGCCAUUAGGAGAGCAGUACCUGAUGGGCACACAUUCAAAGGGUUCCCCAUCCAUUUUGUGCAUAAAAAUGCAAGGAGAGCAUUUGCUGCAUGCCUUCGGUCUCCAUUUUGCGAAGAAAUAUUGUGCUGUAGAGGGGACCAAGUGCGACUUGCAGUUCGUGUCAGAGUUUUCACAUAUCCUGAAUCUGCAUGUGCUGUAUGGAUCAUGUUUGCUUGCAAAUACCGUUGUGUGCUCUAAGAACCACUUGAACUUUUAGCUGAAAUCCUGUGCAUUUAUGCCAAAGCCUACUGAGGUCAAAGACCUCUGCACAUUGAGUCAGGCUUGCAUCCCGAUCCUGAACAAAUUUACUUGAAAGUAAAUGCUAUUGGGUUGUACUCAAUGCUGUUGUUACGCUGCACAGACUUUCCCUUAUGCAGCGGAAAUUAUCUUAUCUUCUCCUCCCCCUUGUGCAUUCUCAAAAUCUAUUCCAGGGGGUUGCGGGAGCAGAUUUUGGGGGCACAUGGGACAAUAAGAAAGAAAGGUCCCAUUGUGCAAGUGGAACUCCACACAGUGUUGGAUAAAACCCAUUGAUUUCAGUAGAACAUUUAUCUAAGUGUGCUUAAGAUCAUAACCUUAAACUAUAGUGUCCGUAUGAGGAGACAAUAAUAAAUACUAUUCUAGUGUGUAAUGGUACACCGCUACGAUAUAAUAUUAAGAGUUUUGGCUGUGUGAUUGUAUUUAAAGUAUCAUGGCAGAAAAUCUUUGUAUAAAGUAAUUAAUGUAAUGUACAUUAUAAAUAAAAUACACAUUUUUAUGUAAUAA
Molecule: messenger RNA, 3005 nt
Organism: Rhineura floridana
Lineage: Eukaryota; Metazoa; Chordata; Lepidosauria; Squamata; Rhineuridae
Gene: CEP76
Product: centrosomal protein 76
Exons: 13
Coding region: 453-2441 (662 amino acids)
Source: RefSeq, a predicted model, not a curated record